AUGUCCAGUCCCAACAACUCUAGUUCAUUGAAUUUUGGGUUUUUCUCAGUUAAGCAUCAAAAGUCAUUGCCUCUUAUCAUAAAUAAGAGCAAAAGCUUCAGAAUUAAAUUUUCAGCCACACCAAACUCAGUACAGGCAAGUCCAAUUUUUUCGUCAAAAACUAUAAAGCAUAGAUCUAUAACUAGAGAAAAUGUCCACAAUAUGAUUGAAGAACCACCUGAAAGACUAUUAUCUAAAGGUAGCAUGGAGUUCUAUCCAGGGCCUCUUGGUGCUCAAGCUCGGCUUGAGUUUUUUGAGUCAUAUAAAAAUAUUCGAAAUCAAUCUGAAAGAACCCAAUUUGAAAAUCUUGAAGAAAAUCCAAAUUUAGCCUAUUUAGAAAAAAUUGAUAAAGGACGAUUAAGCCCAAAUCCAUUUGGAAUUAUCAGGAGGAAAGGUCCAGAAGCUGCAAUUGAUAUUAAUCAUUAUAGUAUGGGUGAUCAUUAUGCCAGAGCUUUUUCAAGAGGAUUAAACCAUUAUAGAGACUUAGAAAGAUUAGAUUUACUCCCCCCCCCUCCGUAAACAAAACCAUUAGAAAAAUCGCUAUUUUUUGCCCAAAAACCCACCCUCCGUGAGUGAACAAAAAUUUUUUUAAUAGAAAAAUUUUUUGAUGGAAAAAAAAUUUUGAUAUAUAAAUGAUAAUUAGUAUAAUGAAAUCUAGAGCUAAUUCUGUUUAAUUUUAAACGAAUUGCUUUUUAAAACAUAAAUUUUAUAAAUUAAAUUAAUAUUUGCUUUCCAAUUUUUGCGAAUUAGAUUUUUUUAAAUUUCGAAAAAAAAUAUUUUUUAUAAAUUUAUAUAUAAAAUUGUUUUUAAAAUAAAAAAUUAACCCCCUCCGUGAAUGAACAAAAUUUUUUUGUUCACUCACGGAGGGGGGGGAGUUAGGCUCGAACCGGCUCACAGAAAGUGGAAGCGUCAAAAUCUUAAAAAAUCUUCAAGAUAAAAAUGUAAAAAAAUUGAGUUUGGCUGACAAUGCUAUAGGAAUUAAAUCAAUAGCCAAAAUCAUUGAGCUCACUUCUAGGCAAAAUUCUAAACUUAAACAUAUCAAUUUAGAAAAAACAAAGCUUGGAGACCAUGCUGCAAUUGAGUUAUGUAAGCAUUUAACAGAAAAUAAAACUGUGACCAAGCUUAAUUUAGCUUGCAAUAACCUUAGCUCAAAAUCUGCAUCAGCCAUAAAAGAAAUGAUAAGGUACAAUACUUGUAUAAAAUGUCUAGAUUUUCAUUGAAAUAGCUUAAGAUGAACUGGAGCGCUGGAGAUUUUUGAAGGAUUAUAUCAGAAUGAUUGUAUUAAACAGCUGGAUUUAUCAUGAAAUGCGAUGGGAAGAUAUGAAAAUUUAGAUGUAGCCCAGGCAAUUUCAAAGGCAUUAAGAAUAAAUACAGUCCUCAGGCAUCUAGAUCUUUCGCAUAACAAUUUUAAGGAAGAAGAAUGUAAAACUAUUGGAGAAGGGCUCAGCGAAAAUCAUGAUUUGCUUGGGAUCCAUAUGCUUGGCAAUGACUGCUAUAUUGACUCAAAAGGCUUUAUUAUCCCAACAGCUUAUUCUGGGAAGCUUGAGCAAGGCCAUUUCUUCCACAGAAUCCUCGAGUCUAAGAAAAAUAAACCCCCUCAAAAAGGUAUCACAAUGAACUGCUGAGUCUGUGAAAAAUGGGUUGAAAUGGCAUUCAUAUGGGUCCCAGGCAGAUCUGGAGAAGCCAAAACCGAGCCUAUUUUCUUACAUUUAGAAUGUGAUAACUACGAGCCCCAACUAAUGGAUAAGCUUCCAAACAACUCUUACCAGCUAUCUCGAGCAGUUCCUCCAGGACUUAUCAGAUUUUUUUACAGUGAUUUAAAUGGCCCUAUGAAGUCUGAUGAUUUCAAAAUAAAAUAUCUAGACCAGCCUUUUAAAAGUAAGCUUCACUAUGGAGAAGGCUACACAGAAGCAGUCAAUAUCCACGCUGUAAAUAUCAGAACUGUGAGUGGAGAAGUAUACGGAGUUAAUGACUCUUUUAAUGUUAAACCAAGAACACUAGGAAGAGUAUAUCAGCCACCAGUUGAAGAAUUAGAAAGGAUUCCAUGGAAUAUCCCUAUAUCUUUAUUUAAAGACUACAAAUUCGAUUCAGAGGAAAUUCUAAAUGAAUGCUUUGAAUUUGAUUGAAGAUACUCAAGACUUGCAAAUUUUGUGAAAAAUCCAGCUGAUCAAGAAGCUGUAAAGGAUAUUUUGAAAAAAUGUUAUAUUUAUAUAAAAGAAACUUAUAGAAAUUUGUCAGCAUAUGGAGGGUCUGAACUUUUUUCUAUAGGGACUAAUGUUUUGACUGAUUUUCUUAAUCAAUGCCAGCUUAUCGACAAUUUUUAUGGGGCAAGUGAUAUGGGAGUCAACUGGAACUCUGCAAUUGUGCCAAAAGAAAAAGGCCAAAUUUAUAAUCCUGGCAGUGCCCUAGUACGAUAUGAAUUUAUGGAAAUCCUGGUUAGGAUUGCUAAUGAUAGAUUUUUAAGAAAUAAAAUAUGCACCAACAUCGCAGAUUCUGUUCAAAAAAUUUUUAAAGACAAUUUUUUGCGAAAUAUGACACAAAUGGAUACAAAUAUAUGGAGAGACCAAAAAUACCUUUGUGAAGAGGUCGAUUUGGUCCUAAAAGCCCAUAAACCAAUACUAGAUGCAAUUUACAAAAAAUACAGUGGCAAAAAAACUCUUCCUGGGCAGCGAGUAUUUAUGUGCCUCGACGAAUUUCGAAGUCUAUGUACUGAAGGUGGGCUUGUAAAUGAUAAUUUUGCAAGCAGAGAAAUAGAUCUUUGCUUUAAUUUAGCAAUGAUGACACAAGUCGACGAAUUAUACAAGAAAAGGCAUAUUGAGAUGAGUUUUGUGGAGUUCUUAGAAGCACUUUGCAGAGCCUUCGAUAUGUCCAGCAUUGUUAACGUCGAACUAAUAGAGCUUGAAGAAGAAAAACAUCUAUUUGAUUCCAAUAACCAAAAUCUUCCUUUACACACAAAGGUGGAAGCUGGGAUCCAAAGUCUGAUUAGACUUUGCCCUGAUGCGGUUCGCAGCUCUUUUGUGUACCCAACUGAAGAAACUUAUAAGAAAAUGAUGUAUAGGCCGAAAUCAAAGGCAGAUAAUUAA
Messenger RNA from Blepharisma stoltei, 3122 nucleotides. The record is from the annotation of a GenBank genome assembly. Lineage: Eukaryota; Ciliophora; Heterotrichea; Heterotrichida; Blepharismidae.